Messenger RNA from Cyprinodon variegatus (sheepshead minnow), 1669 nucleotides. RefSeq names its product activating signal cointegrator 1-like. Gene Ontology annotation, biological process: positive regulation of DNA-templated transcription. NCBI's taxonomy places the organism in Eukaryota, Metazoa, Chordata, Actinopteri, Cyprinodontiformes, Cyprinodontidae. Gene Ontology annotation, cellular component: nucleus. The transcript is spliced from 11 exons. The coding region runs from base 82 to 1662 and encodes 526 amino acids. The record is from RefSeq and is a predicted model, not a curated record. Gene Ontology annotation, molecular function: zinc ion binding; transcription coactivator activity.
UCGUACCGGCUAGAAACUUGAUCACGAAAUAAACCUUGAUUUCAAUUUUUCUCAACUCGCCUAAUUUGUUUUGUGGGUAAAAUGACUGAAGCUUUGCUGCAGUGGUGUGCUGACCAGUUAAACCACCAAUUUGGCUUGGAGGCAUCAGAAGACAUUGUCAAUUACAUUCUCUCCAUUGAGAAACCUGAGGAGAUUGAAGAGUAUGUGGGAGACCUUCUUCAGGGUACCGAUGGAAAAAAGGGCCAGUUUAUAAAUGAGCUCCUAAGCAGACUGAAGAAAAGUCAAAGACGAAGUGCGGACACCGCAGGUCUUUUUCUACUCAAAGAUUCUGCUUCACCGACAGAAAUGCAAGACACCACCAAAGAUGCCCAGAAGAAGUCCAAACGUAAGGGGCGAAACAAGCAGGAAGUGAUGACUUUGACCCGAACGGAGCCAGAACCUGAGCCAGUCAAAACCCCCAUGGAUUUAAUGAGGGCCCAGGAAAACAGUAACACUUCAUCAACCAAGAAGAAAACCAAGUAUGUUAACCUUUACGCUAAAGAGGGUCAGGACAAGCUGACAGUUUUACUCCCAGGGCGACACGCCUGCGAGUGCCUUGCCCAAAAGCACGCCCUCAUUAACAACUGCAUCAGCUGUGGGCGUAUUGUGUGUGAGCAGGAGGGCUCGGGACCCUGCCUCUUCUGCGGAAGCUUGGUUUGCACAAAAGAGGAGCAGGAGAUUCUACAGCGAGACUCCAACAAAAGUCAGAAACUCAGGAAGAAGCUUAUGGGAGAUGUUGCAGAAAGGGAGCUUCUGCCACAUCAGGAGGCUAAGAUGAAAGCCGGGUUGGAGAAAGCAGUUCAGCACAAAGAGAAACUGCUGGAAUAUGACAGGAACAGUGUCAGACGGACGCAGGUCCUGGACGAUGAGUCAGAUUACUUUGCUACUGAAUCCAAUCAGUGGCUGUCGCCAAAUGAGAGGGAGAAGCUGAGGAAAAUGGAAGAAGAUCUGCGAGAACUUCGCCACUCCUCUCGUAAGGACAGGAAGAUCACCCUGGAUUUCGCUGGUAGACAAGUGAUUGAUGAGGGAAACAAUAUGAAUGAGUAUUACAACAAGUUGGAUGAGACCCUCAAAGCUAUGAACAGUGGGUCAACAACAGAGUCUCCAGGUUACUCUGAGAGAAAAGGUGGAAUGCAGAACCUCAGGGUGCUGGUCAACCCAAACAUUAAGCAGUCUGCACCUGAAUGGGUGGACAUUGGAGGCAGGGAACACAACAAGCAACCGAUGGAGCAGAGGAAAAGUUUGAUGGAGCAGAAAGGUGAUGAAGAACGCCAAAGGUUGCGGCUGCAAGACAAAGAGCUGCAGGAGAUGUCCGAUGCAGGCAUGUGUCUCAGUAUGCAUCAGCCGUGGGCAUCACUGCUGGUCAAAGGCAUUAAGAGGGUAGAAGGAAGGACCUGGUAUACGUCACAUCGAGGUCGCCUUUGGAUAGCUGCAGCCGCCAAAAAACCCACACCUCAGGAGAUCGCUGAGGUGGAACAAAUGUACCGCUGCCUCUACAAGAAAGAGCCAAAGUUUCCCAAAGACUAUCCCACCGGAUGCCUUUUGGGAUGUGUUAACGUGAUUGAUUGCCUCUCUCAAGAGCAGUUUAGAGAACAGGUUGGUGAAUUACUAUAUUUCUAUUGAAUUAACA